UUUGAUUACCUCCGAGUUAAUAAAAAUAGCUUGAACUGUCAUAGUUCAACAUAGUCUAAUCCAACAUAUUUAUAUACGGCUGUAGCUUGUAACUUUUCACUUCAAGUCUCCAAAAUCGCUAACCAUCUGAUGCUCCAUCAAUUCCUAGAAACAAUAAACCCCCCAAAACCUCCCCAAAACCCUUUAAACCAAUUCUCCUUUGAACAAAACUACAGAAACAUCUGCGACCUUCUGCUCUCUUUAACGCACUCAAGGUCCCUUCCAAAGGGUCUGCAACUCCAUGCCCACAUCAUCAAGUCAGGCAUCCAAACCAUCCCUCUCGUUUCUCAUCACCUCAUCAACUUCUACUCCAAGACCCAACUCCCUCUCUUUUCCCGUCAAGUCUUCUUCGAAGCCCCACAGAAGAGUCCCACAACUUGGAGCUCAGUCAUCUCCUCUUUCGCUCAAAAUGAACUCCCUUCCCUUGCAAUCCAGUUUUUUCGUGAAAUGCUUGUUAAUAACGUCAAGCCCGACGAUCAUAUCUUCCCUAGCGCAACUAAAUCAUGUGCGAUUUUGGGAAGGUUUGAUGUCGGGCAAUCAAUACAUUGCCUUGUUUUGAAAACUGGGUAUGAUACGGAUGUGUUCGUGGCGAGUUCUUUGGUGGAUAUGUAUGGGAAAUGCGGGAAAAUUAAGGUUGCAAGGAGAUUGUUUGAUGAAAUGCCUGAGAGAAAUGUGGUUUCUUGGAGUGGGAUGAUAUAUGGGUAUGCUCAGUUAGGUGAAUUUGGGGAAGCUUUGACGUUAUUCAAACAAGCUUUGUAUGAACGCUUGGAAGUGAAUGAUUUUACGUUUUCGAGUGUGGUACAGGUUUGUGCUAACUUGACUCUGCUUCAGUUAGGUAAGCAGAUACAUGGGUUGUGCUUUAAAACGAAUUAUGAUUUGUCAAGUUUCGUAGGGAGUUCUUUGAUAUCUUUGUAUUCUAAGUGUGGAGUGAUCGGAGGGGCUUACCGGGUUUUUGAUGAAGCCUGUGUUAAGAAUCUAGGGAUGUGGAAUGCAAUGCUGAUUGCUUGUGCUCAGCAUUCACAUACAGAGAAAGCAUUUGGUUUGUUUAAACAGAUGCAAGAUCUUGGGGUCAAACCGAAUUUUAUAACCUUUUUGUGUGUGCUUUAUGCUUGUAGCCAUGCCGGGCUUGUUGAAAAGGGGCAGUUUUACUUUGAUUCAAUGAAGGAGUAUGGAAUUGAGCCAGGAGAUCAACAUUAUGCUUCUUUGGUUGAUUUAUUUGGUCGUGCAGGUAAAUUGCAGGAGGCACUUUCAAUCAUCAGAGAAAUGCCUAUUCAGCCAACAGAGUCUGUCUGGGGAGCUUUUUUAACAGGGUGUCAAAUUCAUGGGAAAACUGAAUUAGCAGCUUAUGCUGCAGAUAGGAUCUUUGAGUUGGGACCUGUUAGCUCAGGUUUGCAUGUGUUAUUGUCUAAUGCUUAUGCCGCAGCUAGGAGAUACGAGGAUGCAGCCAAAGCUAGGAAGAUGCUCAGGGACCAAGGGAUUAAGAAAGAGACAGGUUUGAGUUGGGUUGAGGAGGGAAAUAAGGUUCACACAUUUGCUGCUGGGGAUAGGUCUCAUGCAAAAACAAAAGAAAUUUACCAAAAAUUAGAGGAAUUAGGAGACGAAAUGGAGCGAGCCGGUUAUAUUGCAGACACAAGUUUUGUGCUGAGAGAAGUAGAUGGUGAAGAAAAGAAUCAGACAAUCCGAUAUCAUAGUGAAAGACUAGCUGUUGCAUUUGGGCUCAUUACCUUUCCACCAGAUAGGCCAAUUAGGGUUAUGAAGAACUUACGCAUUUGUGGUGAUUGUCAUACAGCAAUCAAGUUUAUGUCCAAGUGCUCUGGAAGAGUAAUUAUUGUGAGGGAUAACAACCGAUUUCAUCAUUUUGUCGAUGGCAAAUGCUCCUGUGGUGACUAUUGGUGAAUGAAUUAUAAGAUACAAUUAUUGUACCCUAACCAAAUUCUGAAACAAGAAGUGGGAAGAAAUAACUUAGAAAGAGUAUAUUGUGAGAUAAACAAGUGGUUCCAUUGUUUUGAGGAUGGCAAAAUGCUCCUUUUAUGACUAUUGAUGAACAAAUUGUAAGAUGAUACUUAUUGUUCCUUAACAAAGUUUUGAAAUCAGAAGCGGGAAAAACCAAAGAAAACCUUUUUUUCUUUUAUUUAUAACUAUUUGCUUAUCUGUUUUUCUUUAUGUGAUGUUUGAUGCUUAAGGAUCACUAAGCCACUAUGCAUGCAUUUGCUUUUUAAAGUGCCAUUCUGGUGCUUACUAUCCUAUUUUUAAAUCUGUAAUGUUUGAUCAUAGACCAGUGAUGUGGCGUGAUGUAUCAAAAAGAAAAAGAUUGUACUGUAGCAAAAAUUCCCAAGAACUCGGAUAAUAUUGUACAUAUAGACUUGCUAUACGGAUAGCAGAUUUUAUUCUACUUCGUGGUGUUCAUUCCCUUGUAAUUACUCAUCUUUCCAUAUGAUGAACAU
This is a messenger RNA of Durio zibethinus, 2483 nucleotides long. It is a transcript of the gene MEF1, whose product is annotated as mitochondrial RNAediting factor 1. Gene Ontology annotation, molecular function: RNA binding; zinc ion binding; protein binding. NCBI's taxonomy places the organism in Eukaryota, Viridiplantae, Streptophyta, Magnoliopsida, Malvales, Malvaceae. The record is from RefSeq and is a predicted model, not a curated record. Gene Ontology annotation, biological process: RNA modification.